Messenger RNA from Labrus mixtus (cuckoo wrasse), 2926 nucleotides. RefSeq names its product CDC-like kinase 2a (gene clk2a). Gene Ontology annotation, biological process: regulation of RNA splicing; protein phosphorylation. The coding region runs from base 162 to 1751 and encodes 529 amino acids. Gene Ontology annotation, molecular function: protein tyrosine kinase activity; ATP binding. The record is from RefSeq and is a predicted model, not a curated record. The transcript has 13 exons. Gene Ontology annotation, cellular component: nucleus. Lineage: Eukaryota; Metazoa; Chordata; Actinopteri; Labriformes; Labridae.
AAAAUACACUGUGGGCGCAGGGAGGCGUUAGCAGCUCCAGUCUGAACCAGAACUAGCUGAACAGCCUUUACCAUUGGGCUAGCACGAACAUAACACGAGAACACUGGAACGCCACGACGGAUUUCUUGUGGGACAAGCGAACAGGCCUCGCUGCUAAAACGAUGCCUCAGACCAGACGGUACUCGUCUUCGGACAGAGACAGUAGAAGCAGCUACAAGGACCGCUACAGAGACAGAGGUCGAAGACACCGACACAGAAGAUCGCCUACUUACUCCUCCAGCAGUGACAGAGACAGAGACCGAGACAGAAGGGGACGAGGGCAGAGACAGGAAGGAAGCUUUGCACGUUCAAGGAGUCGUAGCUAUGACAAUCGCUCCACGGAGCAACGGCCAUUUGACCGAAGGUACUGCGAGGGAUACAGACGCCUUGAUCAGAGCCGAGAUGGAGACCGGGACAGAGAACGGGAACCACAUGGAGCAACAGAAAGUUACUACCCACGUGAUUUCUCGCCAAACAUGUAUGACUACCGGCGUGGCCGCGAGAGGGAGCGUGAACGGGAUGAGUCUUACCGGCGGAAAGGCAGCAGGCGUAAGCACAAACGAAGGCGGCGUAGAACCAGGUCCUAUAGCCCAUCCUCCUCGCGGAGUGACAGUCGGACGAGGGCACUGAGUGUGAGGGACGACGAGGAAGGGCACCUGAUCUGUCGGAGUGGGGACGUCCUGCAAGAGAGAUAUGAGAUUGUCAGCACUUUGGGGGAAGGCACCUUUGGGAGGGUGAUGCAAUGCAUCGACCAUCGCAGGGGAGGAGCCCACGUUGCAUUGAAAAUCAUCAAGAAUGUAGAAAAGUACAAAGAAGCAGCUCGCUUGGAGAUCAAUGUAUUAGAGAAGAUCAACGAAAAGGACCCUGAGAACAAGUUCCUGUGUGUACAGAUGUAUGACUGGUUCGACUACCACGGUCACAUGUGCAUCUCCUUUGAGCUGCUAGCUCUCAGCACCUUCGACUUUCUAAAGGAAAACAACUACCUGCCGUACUCCAUUGGUCAGGUCAGGCACAUGGCCUACCAACUUUGUCUCUCUGUGAAAUUUCUCCAUGACAAUAAGCUGACACACACAGACUUGAAGCCUGAGAACAUCCUGUUUGUAAACUCAGACUUCACAAUGUCCUUCAAUGUAGAGAAGAAACGAGAAGAGCGGACGGUGAAGAGCACUGCAGUGCGUGUGGUGGAUUUUGGAAGUGCAACUUUUGACCACGAGCACCACAGCACCAUUGUGUCCACACGGCAUUACAGAGCCCCCGAGGUCAUAUUAGAGCUGGGCUGGAGUCAUCCCUGUGAUGUGUGGAGCAUUGGCUGUAUCCUGUUUGAAUACUACCUUGGCUUCACCUUGUUUCAGACUCAUGACAACAGGGAGCAUUUGGCCAUGAUGGAGAGAAUCCUGGGGCCAGUUCCCUCUAGGAUGAUUCGCAAGACGAGGAAACAGAAGUAUUUUUACCGUGGUCGUCUGGACUGGGACGAGAGCUCCUCAGCUGGGAAAUAUGUCAGAGAAAAUUGCAAACCUUUACGGCGGUACUUGCUGUCGGAGGCAGAGGAGCACCACCAGCUGUUUGACCUCGUUGAAAGCAUGUUGGAGUACGAGCCUACCAAGAGACUAUCAUUAGCCGACGCCCUAAAACACCCUUUCUUUGAGAAUGGGGGGGCCAGUGAGGCAGCAGGCAGCAAGAGCUGGGAGGGAAACCGGGACAUCAGCCGGUGACCCACGAGCCUCCUAAGACUGAAUGACAGAGGAAAUAAAGUCUUUCUAUAAGCGGAGCAGAUGAAAUGUUUCUCAUUAAAGCAUGGACACUUGAACUUCCUGCUCGGCCACCCUGCCACUCUGACAUCCACCUCUGCAGCCACACGAGGCAUGUUAUUGCAGCUGAGAGACCGCCACCUAACCUUGAGAAGAGUCAAAAAGGAAUCUUUUAUUUUGGCCUCAAAGUAGCCCUCUAUGCAGCUCCUGUCUUCCUUCAACUUCUGAACACCUUCCUUCCAUCCGUCCAUAUGUUUGUUUCAUCAGCAUGUGAAAGAAUUAUUCAUUUUCUGAGGAAAUGAGCAAACUGCAAAGUCAGUUAUACUCCGUUUUUGAAAGGAAAUGUCCUCCAAUUCUGAAAUGUAAGCAAAGAGUAAAAUGGAGAUGGAGCUGUAUAUGCAAUGUAGGUCUUCACCCAAGUCCUUUUGAACAUGGAGACAUGCAAAAUACUCGAUUAUGUUACAUCAUAUAAUUCAAAUUGAAUAUUUUAUUAUCUUGGAAAUUGUGUCUCAAGUUUUCAAAGUGAGAACUUGCAUUGCAUAUAAAUUUUGUUGUUUCUUUUUUUAUCUAUAAAAGGAUUAUGUCUGAUGUGGAGACUCUUAAUCCCCAGUCUGCAGGCCUGCUAUAACUCGCCAAUGAGAUGAUAAUGGUGAUGGACACUCCACACUCACAGGCCUCUUUGGUCUGUCCUAUUCAUAGAUAUAUAUGUUUGUUAUGAUAUGCUUUCUGGGUGUGAGUGAGUAUGUGUCUGUGCAGGGGUGGGAUGGUGUGGGUGACACAUUUAUGUUCAUGUUUUGCUUCUUUGUAGUUCAGGUUAGACAUGGAAACUUUCUCUCACACUUUUAAAGACAUGAAAACAUAAACUGCCUUUUCCGUCGAGGUUAAGCACACAGCUUCUGGUGGUAGCCAGCGAGCCACACACAGCUCCUGUUGAUAGUAUUUAUUUUGAGUUGCAGUAGGUCAUAGUCUCCACCCCCCACCUUGUACAUGACUUUUUUUGUAUGAAAUUAAAGCGUAUAAAACUGUAUAUAUGUAACAUUGUGUAGAAUUAAAGUUAAGUCCUCCUUGCCAGAGGCUUAUGGUGCUCUCAGUAUCGGUUUGGGCCUCUGGUAGGUGAAGGGAGGUGAUCUGUCUUUAAA